Molecule: messenger RNA, 1149 nt
Organism: Knipowitschia caucasica
Lineage: Eukaryota; Metazoa; Chordata; Actinopteri; Gobiiformes; Gobiidae
Source: the annotation of a GenBank genome assembly
AUGUACGCCGAAAUCCUGACCUGGAUUUUACUGCCAUACACAAUGAGGCCUUGCUUCUGGAACAAGAACAGCGUGGACAAGGAGGUAUUGAUACGACAUGCGCCGCUGCUGUGGCAGGGGAAGCCAGCUCUUUCCCCCAAGAGAUGGGAGUCCCAGCAGGUGUGGCGAGAAGCGUAUGCUGUGUGCCGGAGGACCAUCGCGCCACCACCGGGAGAUGGGUUUUUGGGCUACGUCCGACCUGCAGGCCGGCGACCGGUUCGGGUACCACCAAAAAGUGAGAUUCUUGUGUGGGGCCGGACGACCAGUGGGCCGUGUGGGGCUGAUUAUGCUGCAGUUCUAGAGGCUAUGCCUGAAGCGGAAGCAUGGGGAAUAGCCAGAACCCUAUCUGUGGUGCGAGGCGGGAGGGUCCCUGUCCGUGUCUGUAACCCACAAUUGUACCCAGUCUAUAUAGGACGCUAUCAGAAGCUGGGCCGGUUAUACCACGUGGAGGAGGCUGAUGUUCAGGGAGCCCGUGACCUGAGCCUGACCAUGGGUCCGGAUGGUGUUGUAGAGGUUGGCCUAGUGGACACUCCGGACUCCAAAGAGGAACACACCGAAGAGGGGGUGAACAAGCUCGUUGACUGCCCUCAUUUGACCCAUCAACAACAGCUGGAGCUCCAGGCUCUGCUCCAGAAGUGGAGAAAGGUUUUUGCUACAAAUGAAGAGGAUUUUGGGAGGACUGACUUGGUUCAGCAUCGUAUUCACACGGCAGACGCCCCUCCCACCAAAGAAAGGCAGCGGCUUCCUCCCAAAAAUGUCUAUUACUACCGCUGCCCCGACCACCGCCGCAACUAUGUGAUGUCCUUUGCCUUUUGCUUCGACCGUGAGGAUGAUGUUUACCAGUUCGCCUACUGCUACCCCUACACGUACUCCCGACUGCAGCACUAUCUGGGCAGUCUGGAGCGGAGGAACCUGCCCUACCUGAAGAGGGAGCAGCUGGGCCUCAGUGUGUUGCAGAGGAAGCACUUUGAGGUUUCCCUGCGAUGUGGGAAGGGCAAGGCUGUGACACUAUUAGUCACUUCUGACACGACCAGGCCCCCGUCUGUGGAGCAGAUGGGAAGAGUGGAGACAGCAGACCUCCGUGGACACACCGGUGCACUGGCCAGUUAG